Pantherophis guttatus is the source of this 1644-nucleotide messenger RNA. The record is from RefSeq and is a predicted model, not a curated record. Lineage: Eukaryota; Metazoa; Chordata; Lepidosauria; Squamata; Colubridae.
AUGGUCCUUUCUCCCCAGAAGAGUGGUAACCACUUUCUAGAGGAAACCCAGUUACAAAAGUGUCUCUUUUUUGUUUCAGUUGUUACAGGACAGAACAUAGAGAUAACCCAACUUCCGGAAACCGUAUCGGUGAAAGCUGGAGAGGACUUUACUCUAAGGUGUACAUUGACUGGAGGAAAUAUACCCGGAGGCGUGCGGUGGCACAAAAGGCUGGACAGAAAUAAGACCCCCAUUUACAGCGAUAAACAAGGAUCUUCCAACAGGGGGGUCAGGGUCAUCCCAGGAUCCAACACGGACUUCAGCAUCAACAUCCGAAACGUCCGUCCUGAAGAUGCCGGGACCUACUAUUGUGUGAAGUUCAGGGCAGGGAACCCAGAGAGAGAGCUGGCUUCAGGGAAAGGCACUCUGGUCUCCGUGAUCGCCAAGCCAUCCCAGCCCUUGAUUCGUGGCCCCACAAGAAGAAUCACGGUGGGGUCUCUGGCCUCCUUCGACUGCUCCUCAGAUGGAUUCUCCCCCCCAGAGAUCACAGUCAACUGGUUGAAGGAUGGGAAAGAGAAACAGGUUGACCAGAUCAGCAACCUGGACUCUGAUGGAACAGAGAGCAUGUCAUACAAAGCGGAGAGCAGGUUGAUAAUCCCGCUGGAGCAAGGAGACGUGAAAUCUCAGCUGACCUGCCAGAUCCAACACAGAUCGUUGGACAGUCCUCUCCAGCAGACCUUCGCACUUCGUGAUGUCAUAAGCGUUCCUCCCAAGGUGCAUCUUGAGAUCAACCCACCUUCUCCCAUCCAGCUGAACUCCUCAGUGACGGUCACUUGCAACGCAGAAAGCUUUUACCCAGAUGGUGCAACAAUGGAGUUGUUUCCCAAGGAUGCCCUAAGCAGAAAAGGAAUGGUUGCACCGAGUAUCUUGAAUCCCGAUGGGACCUUUUCCCUCGAAAGCAACCUAGAGAUGAUGGCCACUGAAGACAAGAACUCCUCCAUGUUCCUUUGCCAGGUCCAGCAUGAUUCCCAGCCUCUGGUCAACGAAACCACCACACUCUGCAUUACACAGGAACUUGAAAGAAAGAUGGCAGAAUCAGGAACCCAGACAGAGUCAGAGAAAAGAAUGGCCACCAGAGCCUACACCAAGCAGAUGAAAGAACUGCAGGCUCUCGAAGGUGCCACAGCAAGAAUCGCCACAACCGAAGAUGAUGAAGACCACAACCCAAGUCCACUACUCAGAGACGAAGGGCCAAGAGAAGAAAUCCACUACUGCGAAAGGGCAGAGCCACCGAGCAAUGAAGAGUUCCAAUCCACCAUCCUGGAAAUGAUGGAUGAGACUGCCAGAAAAGAAGAGCUCAUCGCGAAACUCCAUAGCCUACUCGAAAGCAAUAGAGCAGCGAUGAGCAUCCAGGAACAAAGAAAAGAAAUCCCCAGCCCGGCAAGGGAAGGUAUCCCCAACCUGAAGCUCCGGACAUGGAGGAUUUCAUUUCCGCGCCAUGCUCUCGGCGGCCAUCUUGGAAUGGCCAACAGCCAAUGGGAAGCCGAGAUUCAAACCGAAUGGCGCGAAACAAUGGGAACCCAAACUUCGGUGAGGAAGAACCCGAAAACACCACCGAAGCAAGAUUGCAAGCCUGCGGGGGCUCGCCCAUCGAGCCCGAAGUAA